AUGGUAAUUGCCGUCGAGGAGAAUUCUCGAAAUAUGCUUCCCACUUCGUCGCUGCGAAUCAAUCCGAAGUACGCUCAGAUAACUGAACUUGUCCCGGGUCUGUACAUCUGUGGGGUGAGUUCGCUAACUGCGGACAACAUCGAACAUUAUAACAUAUCACUGAUCAUCAACGCAACCAGCGAGGUUUGUCCAGAAUUUUGUUAG
Gongylonema pulchrum is the source of this 204-nucleotide messenger RNA. Lineage: Eukaryota; Metazoa; Nematoda; Chromadorea; Rhabditida; Gongylonematidae. The record is from the annotation of a GenBank genome assembly.